AAAGAAAAAAGAAAAGGGAGAGAGACAGAAAGCAACAACUAUUACAAAACCCUCUCUAUGAUUUAAAUUCUCUCAAUAACACACAAUCUUGAAUUUUUCUCUCAGCUUUCUACAAAAAAAAUAUCAAGAAAAACCAAAGUUCAAGAACAAUUUUCUGUCUCUAUAAUGGGAUUAUAUUCAUCAAUCACGAAAGAAAGUUAAAGAAACUGAAAGAAAAACAAUUUUCUUGGAUUAGAAGAAAUAAUAAUGAAUAGAGGUGUUCUGCAGACCUCAUCGCCGGUGCAGCAAAUAAUGACCGGAAACCCUAAUUGGUGGAAUAUCAAUAACAUGAGGCCACCAACUCAUCAUCAUCAUCAACAACAACCACCGUCUCCGUUUCUUCUUCCUCCUCCUAAUCUUUUUCCUCAGUUCACACCAUCUUCUUGGCAUGAUAAUAAUAAUACUAAUAAUAAUAAUCAAGAUCAACUUCCAGAAUCUUGGAGCCAGCUUCUAUUGGGCGGAUUGGUGGAUGAAGAUAAGGGAAACAUGAUGAUGAGUCAUUUUCAAGCUAAGAAAUUUGAGGAUUGGGAAGAGCAGAUGUUAAACCAUCAUCAUCGUCAUCAUGUAGCUGAUAUUAAGCAAGAAAAUUCAGAAACUAACUAUGUUUAUGUAGGGCAUGAAAAUAAUGAAGAUUUUCAGACAGAAAAACCUAAUUGGUCUCAAAUGAUUCCUCUUCCUCUUCCUGUUUCUUCACCUAACUCCUGUGUUACUACAAGUUUCAGUAGUAACAUGUUGGAUUUUUGUAAUAACAAAGGAGACUGCAGACAUCCACCACCGGAUCGAUCCUCGGAGUGUAACAGCAACGAUUCAGGUGGGGCAGUUAAGAAAGCAAGGGUUCAGGCAGCAUCAACCCAAUCGACCUUUAAGGUGAGGAAGGAGAAAUUAGGUGACAGAAUUACUGCUCUUCACCAAUUAGUUUCUCCAUUUGGGAAGACUGACACAGCCUCUGUAUUGUUAGAAGCUAUAGGAUACAUUAGAUUCCUUCACAGCCAAAUUGAGGCUCUCAGUUUACCGUACUUGGCCACUGAUUCCUCAAAUAUGAGGCACCAUCAACCAUCUGUUCAAGGAGAAAGGCAUAGUUUAUUUCCUGAGGAUCCUGGUCAGUUGUUGAAUGAUAACUGCAUAAAGAGGAAAGGAGGUUCUGAUCAGAAGAAUGAAGAAGCAAAUAAGAAGGAUUUGAGGAGUAGAGGAUUAUGUUUAGUUCCUGUUUCGUGCACUCUGCAAGUCGGAAGUGACAACGGAGCAGACUACUGGGCUCCGGCUUACGGCGGAGGCUUUCAAUAGGCGACGGAUUUAAUAAAACUGGUCGCGCAAAAUCAGAAGAGCUUCCAUUAAAAUGAUAUAACAUCACGAGCAGUCACUCUGCUCAAAAUAUAAGGCUGAUUGCUCAUGAUGCUAUACAAUCUAGCUACCAAUAUAUUUAUGUGCUCCAGUGUAUGUAUGUCGUCGUUUUAUGUUUUAAUUUAGCCGCUGCUAGUUUUAUAUUUGUUGCUUUUCAUGUAUAUUUGCAGUUUCUAGUAUGAUUUUAUUAAUCAUUUUGAUGCUA
Mercurialis annua (annual mercury) is the source of this 1585-nucleotide messenger RNA. Its product is annotated as transcription factor bHLH68. Gene Ontology annotation, biological process: regulation of transcription by RNA polymerase II. The record is from RefSeq and is a predicted model, not a curated record. NCBI's taxonomy places the organism in Eukaryota, Viridiplantae, Streptophyta, Magnoliopsida, Malpighiales, Euphorbiaceae. The transcript has 9 exons. Gene Ontology annotation, cellular component: nucleus. Gene Ontology annotation, molecular function: RNA polymerase II cis-regulatory region sequence-specific DNA binding; DNA-binding transcription factor activity, RNA polymerase II-specific; protein dimerization activity. Bases 247 to 1323 code for a protein of 358 amino acids.